Molecule: messenger RNA, 2771 nt
Organism: Nerophis ophidion (straightnose pipefish)
Lineage: Eukaryota; Metazoa; Chordata; Actinopteri; Syngnathiformes; Syngnathidae
Gene: crhr2
Product: corticotropin-releasing factor receptor 2
Exons: 12
Coding region: 77-1321 (414 amino acids)
Biological process (GO): adenylate cyclase-modulating G protein-coupled receptor signaling pathway; cell surface receptor signaling pathway; long-term synaptic potentiation
Cellular component (GO): dendrite; axon terminus; plasma membrane
Molecular function (GO): corticotropin-releasing hormone receptor activity; peptide hormone binding; corticotrophin-releasing factor receptor activity
Source: RefSeq, a predicted model, not a curated record
CACAGGCGCACAAGGCUCGGCUGCGCUCGGAGCGCACGCCUAUCCAUCCAAAACCCACAUGCGCUAAGCCGGGACCAUGGAUGCCACCCUCUACCAGAUCAUAUUCGGGGAGCUGGCGGACUUAAACUGCACUUUGCUGGAAGCCUUUCCUGACACUUUUUGGGAAAACGCGUCAUUGUCCCAGCUGAGCGCGGACGAUUUCUAUUGCAAUGCCACCACUGAUGAGAUCGGCACCUGCUGGCCACGCAGCAGCACCGGGAAGAUAGUGGAGAGACCCUGCCCCGAGUACAUCAAUGGGGUGAAGUACAACACCACCAGGAGUGCUUACAGAGAAUGUAUGGAAAAUGGAACAUGGGCCCUAAAGAGCAAUUAUUCAAACUGCGAGCCCAUUUUGGAGGAGAAGAGAAAGUAUCCCGUGCAUUACAAGAUAGCGCUGAUCAUCAACUACCUGGGCCAUUGCAUCUCUGUGGGAGCGCUAUUAGUGGCCUUCAUCCUCUUCCUCUGCUUAAGGAGCAUCCGAUGUCUCCGCAACAUCAUCCACUGGAACCUGAUCACCACAUUCAUCCUGAGGAACGUCAUGUGGUUCCUGCUGCAGCUCAUAGACCACAACAUCCACGAGAGCAACGAGCCAUGGUGCCGCAUAAUCACGACCAUAUACAACUACUUUGUGGUCACCAACUUCUUCUGGAUGUUCGUGGAGGGCUGUUACCUCCACACUGCCAUUGUGAUGACCUACUCCACGGACAAGCUGCGAAAGUGGGUCUUCCUCUUCAUCGGCUGGUAUAUUCCCUGUCCAAUAAUAAUAGCCUGGGGCAUCGGGAAGCUGUACUAUGAAAACGAACAGUGUUGGUUUGGGAAGGAGCCUGGAAAAUAUAUUGACUACAUUUACCAAGGACCUGUUAUUCUGGUGCUGCUGAUCAACUUUGUUUUCCUCUUCAACAUCGUCAGAAUCCUAAUGACCAAACUCCGCGCUUCAACCACGUCUGAGACCAUACAGUACAGAAAAGCGGUGAAAGCCACGCUGGUGCUGCUUCCUCUGCUCGGCAUCACCUACAUGCUCUUCUUUGUCAACCCGGGGGAGGACGACAUCUCGCAGAUUGUCUUUAUCUAUUUCAACUCCUUCUUGCAGUCCUUCCAGGGCUUCUUUGUGUCGGUCUUCUAUUGCUUCCUAAACGGAGAGGUCCGCUCAGCAGUGAGGAAGAGGUGGCACCGCUGGCAGGACAAUCACGCCCUGAGGGUGCGAGUGGCCCGAGCCAUGUCCAUCCCCACUUCGCCCACCAGAGUCAGCUUCCACAGCAUCAAGCAGACCACAGCUGUGUGACACAGGGGGCCAGGCACACACACACACACACACAUUCUCACACUCACACACACACACACACACACACACACACCGAUUGAAGGAUUAGACUUAAUCUUUCUUCUGCACAACAUUGGAAGUCUGAUAGCCGCUAAUCCGGUAACGAGACGGCCGUGUGGCUUCAGGUGAGAGGACUUUUCUUGCUGCCCGAUGAGAACAAUAACGCUGCAGACUGAUGCGAAACAUAAGCAAGAUUCUGCAUCAAUAAUGCAUGUCAAAGCUGGAAAACUCAAUGGUCUGAUCCAUCAGUUAAAUCAAGAACUUGCAGAAUGUAACACAAAGGAUAAGGAAAGGUAAAACAAUUACUGCCAGAAGCCAGUUAUUUAUUUCUAUUUCUUAUUGUGAAAGUAGAGCAAAGGGUUAGGUUGGGGUGUCGGGAACAAUAUUCAUUGUCACUCAGACUUUUUCCUCUAAUUAAAGCAUCUUAACUGUACGACGGAGAGUUUGGUCUGAGAAUCAAUAAAUCAAUGUUUAUUUAUAUAGCCCUAAAUCACAAAUGUCUCAAAGGACUGUACAAACCACUACGACUACGACAUCCUCGGAACAACCCGCUCAAGGGCAAGGAAAACUCACAGAAUGAUUUACGUUCCAUUGUUAUUAUUAAAACAAAAUAGUCAUGAAGUUUAUGUUACGGGGAAUAAGUUACAAGAAUUAAGUCGUACUAUUACAAUAAAAACAUGUGGUAAUGUCACAAGGAUAAUGUAACAAUGUGUGGCGAUGAUGAAAGGAAAACAUGUUGUGAGAAUACAGCAGUGAUGUUACAAGAACCAUGUUGGCAUGUUACGAGGAAAACGUACUAUUACAAGAAUAAAGUGGUAAUAUCCCGAGUGUGUGAAUGUGAGUGUGAAAUUUGUGAUAAAUGUCUGUCUAUCGUUGUUGGUUCUGCGGGGAGGUGGCGACUUGUCCAGGGUGUACGCCGCCUUCCGCCCGAGCGCAGCUGUGAUAGGCUCCAGCCCCCAAACCCUCCCCCCACCGCAACCGCAAAAGUGACAAGCGGUGAAAAAUGGAUGGAUGGAUAUUACAAAAAAAAAUUACAUGGAAAACUGUGACAGGGUAAAAGAUUCAUUAAUCCAACAAUUUGAAAGCAAAGCCUUAAUAUGUCUAUAAUUUGCCUAAAAUCGCAUAAAACAUUUUGAAAGGUUUUCAAAAUCUAAUGUUACUUUUAUCCAAAACAUGCGUAGACUUCAGUCUUGUCUUUUUAAAGGGGAACAUUAUCACAUUUUCAAAAGGGUUAAAAACAAUAAAAAUCAGUUCCCAGUGGCUUGUUUUAUUUUUCGAAGUUUUUUUUCAAAAUUUUACACCUCCCGGAAUAUCCCUAAAAAAGCUUUAAAGUUCUUGAUUUUCGCUAUUUGCGAUGCGACUGUCCAUUUCCCUGUGACGUCAUACAGUGCUGCCAAUACAAACAACAUGG